AUGACCGAUCUGGCCACAAGAAUACCUUUGGUGGAGAAGCAGCAUCGAGUUACCGACACCGAUCGGAAUGCGAAGCUUGCAAAUACCUACGUCGGUAUCACACAAUCGGCUUAUCUCACUCAAGCGCUCCGUUCCUCCUCGGUCACAAUGAUGAUGAUGGCACAUAAGGAGAAUACCACCGUUCAAUCGGCAGACGUAGUCACCACCGAGAAGGAUAGCACAAUCACGGAACCACACGCCAGUGGGUUCAUUUCCACACCGGUUUCAUAUGUGCAUGCGGGUGGAUUUCGAUAUCAAAUUCGCCGGCCGGUUGAAUCGUGGAAAUUUGUCGAGGUAAGUUAA
This is a messenger RNA of Echinostoma caproni, 342 nucleotides long. NCBI's taxonomy places the organism in Eukaryota, Metazoa, Platyhelminthes, Trematoda, Plagiorchiida, Echinostomatidae. The record is from the annotation of a GenBank genome assembly.